UCUCUCUCUCUCUCUCUCUCUCUCUCUCUCUUCCAUAGCCAAAGAAAACGAAAACCCAUCUCUCUCUCUCUCUCUCUCUCUCUCUCUCUUCCAAAACCAAAGAAAACGAAAACCCAUCUCUCUCUCUCUCUCUCUCUCUCUCUCUCUCUCUCUCUUCCAAAACCAAAGAAAACGAAAACCCAUCUCUCUCUCUCUCUCUCUCUCUCUCUCUCUCUCUCUUCCAAAACCAAAGAAAACGAAAACCCAUCUCUCUCUCUCUCUCUCUCUCUCUGUCAAAACCAAAGAAAACGAAAACCCAUCUCUCUCUCUCUCUCUCUCUCUCUCUCUCUCUCUCUUCAAAAACCAAAGAAAACGAAAACCCAUCUCUCUCUCUCUCUCUCUCUCUCUCUCUCUCUGUGUCAAAACCAAAGAAAACGAAAAUCCUUCUCUUCCAAAGCCAAAGAAAUCGAAAAUCCAUCUCCCCCCUAAAUGGAUGUCUAUGGAGAAGAGAACCCACAUUGCUAUUUCCAUCCCAAAGAGGUUGUUGUAGGAGUAUGUGCCCUUUGCUUGAAAGAGAGACUCCUCACUCUGGCAUCCCUACAAGACCACCUUCCUGCACCAAAGGCCACUCAUAGAUCAAACAAGGCCCACCUCAAGAAACUCUCCAUCACCUUUCCUAAGGUCUUUGCUUUGGGCUACUUCCGUCAUCAUCGAAGAAAAUCAGACAGUAGCGAUCAAGAGACAUAUUUCACCAGCCACGAAGAUUCGUUUAUAUCCAUCAAGUUUGAGGAAGAUGGCCGGGCCUCUUGGGCUCACAAGACAAGUUCACGGCCUUCAUCUGAGCCGUCCAACAUCCAUUUCAAUCACAAGAUGGACAAGGAAACUAAAAUGUCUAAUAGUUUGGUGGAGCACGAGAAAUACCCACCUGCGCUGAGGUGGCGGAAGCGAAUUGGCCGGAUAUUCCAUCUCAUCCCAUGGAAGAAGUCCACGAAAACAAACACGUGCCACAUGGGUAGCAAGGCAGAGGGUGUGAGGUUAGGAACAGUUGCAUCAGUGCUGUAAAAAAGAGGACCAUGGAAUGAACGGUCCGGAUUGAGACACGUUUUAGUGUAAGGCUGGUACAUAUUUUUACAGUGCUUUUUGACCUUUUUGUUUUUGUAACAAUUGGGUACGUGAUUUAGAUUGAUUAACGGUUGGAGUGAAAACUUUAUUAAGUGGACCAACGCAAAAGACAUUGGGGCCC
This is a messenger RNA of Magnolia sinica, 1222 nucleotides long. RefSeq lists its product as uncharacterized. NCBI's taxonomy places the organism in Eukaryota, Viridiplantae, Streptophyta, Magnoliopsida, Magnoliales, Magnoliaceae. The coding region runs from base 469 to 1041 and encodes 190 amino acids. The transcript is spliced from 2 exons. The record is from RefSeq and is a predicted model, not a curated record.